UAUAAAAUGUUCAUGUAAGUGCAUUAUUCAAUGCCAGUAAGUAAAACGUCAUGGUUGGGUUGAAAAUAAUUUGUCUGCUUGCUCUAGCAGCAGGAACCCACGCUGUUACAGACUGUGAGACAUCAUUACACGGAACAUGCCAUUCCUCAUUUCAUUCUUGUGAUUCUGGACAGAAGAUAUCAUUUAGCCAUUGUGGAUUUUUACAGACAUGUUGUUAUAAUGAACACUCCCAAGGCACACAGGCGCCCUUGACAGGCGGUGGGCAAUGUGGUCACCCACUUGUCACAUCAGCUAACAGAAUCAUUGGUGGAAAAUCAGCUUUGGCCGGGGAAUAUCCAUGGCAGGUUUCACUGAGAUAUCAAGGACAGCACGUGUGUGGUGGAACUCUUAUUGACCACCAGUGGGUUCUGACAGCAGCUCACUGUUUAGAGAAGUCUACUGUACAUGAUUGGACUGUUGGUGUCGGUGUUACAGAUAUGGAUAAUGUCUACAGCAGUCAGAUUUAUAAAGUUGUUUUUAUGAAGGCCCACAGUUCAUAUGACGAUGAUACGCUUUCUCAUGAUAUAGCUUUGAUGAGGCUGGAAAAAUCGGUAGACACAUCAGGAAAGUACGUCAGAACAGCAUGUCUUCCAGGCUCAACCGAUGACUUUAAUAACGUCAUAUGUACAGUAUCAGGCUGGGGAGCAACAAAAGACGAAGGUCCAGAUAGUCGGUACUUGAAACACGUAUCUAUACCCGUUCUGAAAAAUAGUCUAUGUAGUUAUUAUCUUGGUGAUGUCGUAUUUGAUCAUAAUAUGUGUGCUGGCAUCAACGCUGGUGGCAGGGACGCUUGUCAGGGUGAUUCAGGUGGACCUUUAGUAUGUAAAACAGGAGGAUCAUGGAAGAUAGCUGGUAUUGUAUCAUGGGGUUAUGGUUGUGGUGAAAAAAAUACCCCAGGUGUCUACACUCGAGUAUCGUCUUUCUUAGACUGGAUAAAACAGGUGCAACAAAAGAAACGAUAGUUCAUAAUAAUA
This is a messenger RNA of Patella vulgata (common limpet), 1013 nucleotides long. RefSeq names its product transmembrane protease serine 3. The record is from RefSeq and is a predicted model, not a curated record. Gene Ontology annotation, molecular function: serine-type endopeptidase activity. The transcript is spliced from 7 exons. Gene Ontology annotation, biological process: proteolysis. NCBI's taxonomy places the organism in Eukaryota, Metazoa, Mollusca, Gastropoda, Patellidae. The coding region runs from base 51 to 1001 and encodes 316 amino acids.